UUUUACCUUCCUCUGCCGUUCUCCAUCAUGAAGUCGGCUGCCUCCUUGCUCGCAGCAUCCGCGCUGCUGGGCUGCGCCUCUGCAGAGGUACACCAGCUCAAGCUCAACAAAGUCCCUCUGACUGAACAGUUUUUCUCCCGUAGCAUUGCCGACCACGCCAACGCUCUGGGCCAGAAGUACCUGGGCCACCUCCACCAGCAGGUGUUUGACGAGUCUCCAGUUAACGACCUGGGCCGUCAUGAUGUUCUCGUGGACAAUUUUAUGAAUGCACAAUACUUCUCUGAGAUUGAACUCGGAACCCCCCCUCAGAAGUUCAAGGUUGUCCUUGACACGGGAAGUUCCAACCUUUGGGUUCCAUCCUCUGAGUGUGGCUCCAUUGCCUGCUACCUCCACAACAAGUUCGACUCCUCAUCCUCUUCCACCUUCAAGAAGAACGGUAGUGAGUUCGCCAUUCAGUACGGAUCCGGCAGCUUGAGCGGAUUCGUUUCUCAGGAUACCCUCAAGAUUGGUGACCUGAAGGUCAAGGGACAGGACUUUGCAGAGGCAACCAGCGAGCCCGGCCUGGCCUUCGCUUUUGGCCGCUUCGAUGGAAUUCUCGGCCUGGGCUUCGAUACCAUCUCCGUCAACAAGAUUGUCCCCCCCUUUUACCAGAUGAUUAACCAGGGUCUCCUCGAUGAGCCUGUCUUUGCUUUCUACCUGGGAGAUGCUAACCAGGAGGGCGACUCGUCUGUGGCUACCUUCGGCGGUAUUGAUAAGGAUCACUACACUGGCGAGCUCAUCAAGAUUCCUCUUCGCCGCAAGGCCUACUGGGAGGUUGAUCUUGACGCCAUUACCCUUGGCGAUGACGUUGCUGAACUUGAAAACACCGGUGUUAUCCUUGACACUGGUACUUCUCUGAUUGCUCUGCCAUCCAACCUUGCUGAGAUGAUCAAUGCUCAGAUCGGUGCUAAGAAGGGCUUCUCUGGCCAAUACUCUAUCGACUGCGCUAAGCGUGACUCCCUUCCUGAUAUUACUUUCACCCUGGCUGGCCACAACUUCACCAUUAGUGCUUUUGACUACACUUUGGAGGUCCAGGGAUCUUGUAUUAGUGCCUUCAUGGGCAUGGACUUCCCCGAGCCUGUUGGCCCUCUGGCUAUUCUCGGAGAUGCCUUCCUGCGCAAGUGGUACAGCGUGUAUGACCUCGGCAACAGCGCUAUUGGUCUUGCUAAGGCCAAGUAAACGAACGGCCGACAAUUUCACCCUUCUGCCCACACGUUGCUUGUGUGAUAGCGUGACAGCAAUCGUGCUCCGUAUAUAGUCUAUUAACAAGAAACCCAUUGUCGUUUUUGCUUGUUAUUUGUUAUGUUGGGUUUCCCACUUAAGGGAAGAUGGUAUUGCCACAUACUAGGUAUCUGUUGAUUGUGAUGGACCUCCGGCUCUAUUGUCUCAGAUUCCGCAUGACCUCUAGACUGAACCGGGGGUGUUGCGCUUCGUAAUGUCUGUGAUGCAUUGUUACUGUAUUUUCUUUCUCACCUGGUUGGUUGUUUUGCUACCUAUUGUAGCCCCUAGACCUAUUCUAUUGUCUGAAAUGAGUAUCUUACUCAUCA
Messenger RNA from Aspergillus ochraceoroseus IBT 24754, 1586 nucleotides. Its product is annotated as pepsin-like aspartic protease. Gene Ontology annotation, cellular component: fungal-type vacuole. Gene Ontology annotation, biological process: proteolysis. The record is from RefSeq and is a predicted model, not a curated record. The transcript is spliced from 4 exons. The coding region runs from base 28 to 1218 and encodes 396 amino acids. Gene Ontology annotation, molecular function: aspartic-type endopeptidase activity. NCBI's taxonomy places the organism in Eukaryota, Fungi, Ascomycota, Eurotiomycetes, Eurotiales, Aspergillaceae.